UGCAUCCUGCUCUCUUGUUCCUAAGCUAACAUGUAGCUCCUCACCCACAGACGAGGACUGAACCCCCCACACAGAGUGAAGUCCAUCUCUAUGACCACAUUCACACAUCAGGAAAUCGAGUUCCUACAGAAACACAGCAAUGAGGUCUGUAAACACAUCUGGUUGGGCCUCUAUGACGACAGGACAUUAGUUGUUCCAGAUUUCCGAGAGCCACAGAAAGUAAAAGAGUUCCUUCAAGAAAAAUAUGAAAAGAAAAGAUGGUAUGUCCCUCCAGACCAGGCGAGGGCAGUAGCCAGUGUGCAGGCCUCUGUGUCCGGCUCUUCAGCCAGCAGCACUGGCAGCACCCCCGAAGUCCAGCCCCUCAAGACCCUGCAGCUCAACAAGACCCCUCUGCGCCAGUCUCCGGGGCGAGGUCGUUCCCAGGCUCUCAUCGCUGCUCAGGAGAAGAAGUUUGACCUCCUCACUGACCUGGGAGGAGACAUCUUCGCUGCUCCACCCACUCAAACUUCCAGCUCUAGCAACUUUGCCAACUUUGCACAUUUUCCAAGCCACUCGGCACCUCAGGGUAAUUCAGACACCAACUUUGCCAACUUUGAUGCAUUUGGAAACACUGCAAUUCCAUCCCAUCUGAGCACGUCACCCCCAUCGAAGUCCUUUUCAUCAGGGGGAGGUGUGCCAAUUCCGUCAAUGUCUAGUGCCGUCCCCAUCCAGAUAGGCAGCAGCAGAGAGGACCGCUACGCUGCUCUGGCUGAGCUGGACAACGAGCUCAGCUCCUCUGUGAACUCAGGCAGCAGCGUGCCAGGGUGAGACACAGACACAGACACACA
Notothenia coriiceps (black rockcod) is the source of this 827-nucleotide messenger RNA. RefSeq names its product arf-GAP domain and FG repeat-containing protein 1-like. The transcript has 6 exons. Bases 91 to 807 code for a protein of 238 amino acids. Gene Ontology annotation, biological process: intermediate filament organization; acrosome assembly; spermatid nucleus differentiation. Lineage: Eukaryota; Metazoa; Chordata; Actinopteri; Perciformes; Nototheniidae. The record is from RefSeq and is a predicted model, not a curated record. Gene Ontology annotation, cellular component: cytoplasmic vesicle; cytoplasm; membrane.